Messenger RNA from Prorocentrum cordatum, 524 nucleotides. The record is from the annotation of a GenBank genome assembly. NCBI's taxonomy places the organism in Eukaryota, Dinophyceae, Prorocentrales, Prorocentraceae.
ACCUAUUCCAAACUUGUCUCGGCAUGUUUUGGCUUCGCUAUAGCCCUGCAUUGCCGAGGAAGUCUCGGGCCUGUGUGCAGGUCAGCUGUGAUGGCCUCCCCCUUCGUGCAGUAUUUGGACCUUUUCCUGGAGGCCGUCAAACGGUGGGUCGGGCUGAGCGUCACGCGCUGCUGAUGGCCAUGACGGGCGUGCCGUACCUGCGGUUCGUCGUGACCGACCUGGCGGCGCUGGCGAGAGAGGUCGACGCCUGGGACUACAGCCAGGCGGCUUCCGGAAGUGAGUACGCGGACAUUUGGAGGUCCAUCUUCGAGCUCAAGGAUGGACGGUCCGAUGAUGGCCGAGUUCGGCCUGCUGCAUGCUGGUGCCCUGCGCACCUCGACCUCGGCAAGUUCGUGGCCCAGUUGGGGAGCUGUGCUGGGGAUUUCUACGGCAAUCAGUGGGCCUUGACUUUUUCGCCAAGGUUGGCGGGCGAUUGCACAGGCUGCCCGCCACUCUCUUGGACCUGUACAAGGUGAAGCUCAGAG